AAUUCCCACAGCUAUAAAAACCCCAAAAGCCUUCAAUUCAUUUACUAACAUUACAUUAACUCCACAUACCAAACACAGCUCAAAAUGAAGACCAAUCAACUUUUCUUUUCCUUCCUCAUCUUUACCAUCUCUUUUAACUCUUACCUCUCCUCAGCAGCCGAAGCUCCUCCAGCAGUAGUCGACAUUACUGGAAAGAAACUCCGAACAGGCAUCGAUUACUACAUCUUGCCAGUCGUACGAGGACGAGGUGGUGGACUUACCCUAGAUAGUACUGGCAAUGAAUCUUGUCCACUUGACGCUGUUGUCCAAGAACAUCAUGAGAUAGAAGAUGGCCUUCCUUUGACCUUUACACCCGUCAAUCCAAAAAAAGGCGUGAUUCGCGAAUCCACUGAUUUAAACAUCAAGUUCUCUGCAGCCUCAAUCUGUGUUCAGACAACCCUGUGGAAGCUAGAUGACUUUGAUGAAACUACAGGGAAAUACUUUAUCACAAUUGGUGGAAAUGAAGGAAAUCCUGGUAGGGAAACUAUAAGCAACUGGUUCAAGAUUGAGAAAUUUGAACGUGAUUAUAAGCUGGUUUAUUGUCCUACAGUAUGCAACUUUUGCAAGGUCAUUUGCAAAGAUGUUGGCAUCUUCAUUCAGGAUGGAAUUAGACGAUUGGCUUUGAGUGAUGUCCCAUUUAAGGUUAUGUUUAAGAAGGCUUAAGUCGUCAAGGAUUGACGGAAAAAAACUAUGAAGUAACAAACUACUCGCUUAAUAAUUUGUAUCUAUUCGAAUAUGUAUUAUUUCAUCUAAUAAGAGAAGCAUGAGCUUCAAAAGUAAUUUAAAAAAAAACAAGUGUGUAUUUAUUUAUGUCCUGUACUCUUUUGAUUAAUGUUGUUUCUUGGCUUAUAGGCUCGAUUCGUCAGGCCUUAGACAUUGUUGA
Molecule: messenger RNA, 922 nt
Organism: Nicotiana attenuata
Lineage: Eukaryota; Viridiplantae; Streptophyta; Magnoliopsida; Solanales; Solanaceae
Product: kunitz trypsin inhibitor 2
Exons: 1
Coding region: 85-702 (205 amino acids)
Molecular function (GO): endopeptidase inhibitor activity
Source: RefSeq, a predicted model, not a curated record